Patella vulgata (common limpet) is the source of this 210-nucleotide messenger RNA. RefSeq lists its product as uncharacterized. The transcript has 3 exons. The annotation marks the transcript as partial. NCBI's taxonomy places the organism in Eukaryota, Metazoa, Mollusca, Gastropoda, Patellidae. The record is from RefSeq and is a predicted model, not a curated record.
UGUCCAAGGCGAAUUGCUGUCUUUACUGUCAACAGUUUGAUUGGGUGCUUAAGAGUGAUUUUUCGUGACCAUGGCGUACAAAAUGCCCCUGUGUCUUCCUCAGCUAUGAACCACCGGAGUAAAAAUCAUUUGUCGGCUAUCAAACUGUUCAAUGGGGAAACGCCACAUGGUUUACGCAGCGGAUGUGCUAUUAGUCUUAAGAAGUGCUAA